This is a messenger RNA of Nannizzia gypsea CBS 118893, 2358 nucleotides long. RefSeq lists its product as hypothetical. NCBI's taxonomy places the organism in Eukaryota, Fungi, Ascomycota, Eurotiomycetes, Onygenales, Arthrodermataceae. Bases 1 to 2358 code for a protein of 785 amino acids. Gene Ontology annotation, biological process: magnesium ion transport. The record is from RefSeq and is a predicted model, not a curated record. Gene Ontology annotation, cellular component: membrane. Gene Ontology annotation, molecular function: magnesium ion transmembrane transporter activity. The transcript has 2 exons.
AUGUUCGAUGAGGCCGUCCUGGCCGCUCGCUCUGGCGGCAGCCCCCUGGGCUCGCCCGACUCGCGUCCGCCAGCGUUCAAGGCCGUCGGCAUCACCCUCGCUGUCUGCUCUGGCCUCUUCAUCGGCAUCUCCUUCGUGCUGAAGAAGGUCGGCCUGCUCAAGGCGAACGUCAAGUACAACGAGGAGGCCGGCGAGGGCUACGGAUACCUCAAGAAUGUCUACUGGUGGGGAGGCAUGUCCCUGAUGAUCCUCGGAGAACUCUGCAACUUCGUCGCCUACGCCUUCGUCGAUGCCAUCCUCGUUACCCCCCUGGGCGCCCUGUCCGUUGUCGUGACGACCAUCCUGUCGGCCAUCUUCCUCAAGGAGCGGCUCAGCUUCGUGGGCAAGGUCGGCUGCGUCAAUUGCAUUAUAGGGUCGGUCAUUAUUGCCAUGAACGCUCCGACGCAGUCGUCAGUUGCGAACAUCCAGGACAUGCAGCGCUACGUUAUCACUCCCGGCUUCCUCUCGUUUGCCGGUGUUAUUAUUGUCGUCUCUGCCUUUCUGGCCAUCUGGGCAGGCCCCCGGUACGGCAAGAAGAGCAUGUUCGUCUACCUGACCAUCUGCAGCUUGACGGGUGGACUCAGCGUCGUCGCUACUCAGGGCCUCGGAGCAGCCGUCAUUGCUCAGAUCAUGGGCAAGUCUCAGUUCAAGGAGUGGUUCCUCUGGGUUCUCUUGGUCUUUAUCAUUGCGACCCUGCUUACCGAGAUCAUCUAUCUAAACAAAGCACUUAAUCUGUUCAAUGCGGCUAUGGUUACCCCUACCUACUACGUCAUCUUCACCAGCGCCUGUAUCAUCACCUCUGCCGUCCUCUUCCAGGGUUUCAAGGGCACAGUCGUCAGUAUUACCACCGUGGUCAUGGGUUUCCUCCAGAUAUGUACUGGUGUCGUCCUCCUCCAGUUGUCCAAGUCGGCCAAGGACGUUCCAGAUGCCGCCGUCUUUAAGGGAGAUCUUGACCAGGUCCGUGAGGUCGCCGAGCAGGAAGAGGGAGAGCUGGAACCAAAGGCAGAUGCCAUCAGAGGAACAGCUGCCAUUAUCCGCCGUAUCUCGACCCCGCGUCAGAAAAUGGAACAAGAGGAAAUCAGACGCUUCCAUAUGGACCAGAGGCUCGACGAGCUCGAACCCGUUGGCGAAAAUGAGAUUAUCGAAUGGGACGGCCUGCGUCGACGACGGACUACUUUGGUCAACGGCGUGCCUGCUACCAGCCCCCGCAGCCCCCGUCGUAGGGUCCAGCAUCCUCCACUGGGUAUGUCUCGCUUCCCAGACUACUCCGAACCUGAAGUCAGGGCUCCCCGAGAAGGUAUGGAGGGCUCUCUUAUGGGCAGCAUUCGCAAACGUGCUUCAACUGCUUUACAUCCCUACUGGCGGCCUAGUGGAACCAUAUCCCCCCAACCGAUGGAAAACGACGGCCGUCUCGACUCACCCAAGUCGAUGCCUGAACGGCCCUCUGAAUCUGAUCCUUUCACUCGCCAUGAACUUCUCCAGGCAUUCCAGUACAACAAGGCCAUCCGUCGUCCUCGCAGUGAGACCAUUGACUCGGUGAUCAACGAAAAAGCAAUUAGGGAAGAGAAGGCACCCCUUUUCGACGGCAGCAACGGUAACGGUAACGUUGACGUUAACAUCAUUGGCGACUCCAAGGAGAAAGCAGACUCUACCAGCCCUCCUCCAACGCCUCCUGCACAUAGAGCCCAUCGACAGUUCUCGUUCAACGUCUUCCGCCGCAGCUCAUCCGCAGCUCCGCCGACAGAGCGUCUCACAACCCCUACAAAGACAACCCAUUUGCAUCUCCCACACUUCAUAUCCCAUCACUCCCGCACCGGCAGCAACUCCAAACCUGCAAACACAGAGGAAGAAUCACUUGGCCUCUCCGCAGGAGACAAGGGCAAGGCCCGGUCCCCUUCACCAUCCGCCCACAAAGCUUCCUCCUCCCGCCCGGACAAGGUCACCCGACACUCCCAUGGCAAUUCCUCAGAGUCCCUCCGCCAUGUCCUUUCCAUCUCGUCUUCCUCAGCGGGUGAAUCCUCCAACACCCCAUCACCAUCCCAGUCCCAGUCCCAGUCCAUCCAGCACGCUUCCGAACUUGCCCGUCCAUUAACAGGAAUCUCCGAACAAGACCAUCGAGAAAUCGGCCCAUCAGACUCAACAUGCUCGUUCCCCAAGUUUGAUGCUUCAACUUUCCCACAUUCGGCAAUGACUUCAUCGCCCGAAGAAGCCAGGAGAGGCCGUAAGGAACGACGAGGGAACGUUAGACAGAGCUACGACAGUUCCCGUGAUGACUCCAAGGGUGCGAAAAAGGGUGACAAAGGUCCAAGCAAGAAAUAA